Messenger RNA from Exophiala bonariae, 426 nucleotides. RefSeq lists its product as uncharacterized. Gene Ontology annotation, cellular component: Golgi membrane. NCBI's taxonomy places the organism in Eukaryota, Fungi, Ascomycota, Eurotiomycetes, Chaetothyriales, Herpotrichiellaceae. The record is from RefSeq and is a predicted model, not a curated record. Gene Ontology annotation, biological process: vesicle-mediated transport. The transcript is spliced from 6 exons. Bases 1 to 426 code for a protein of 141 amino acids.
AUGGACUUCUCCAAUAUUUUCCGGCUGGUCAAUUUGGCUGUUGGUGGUGUUAUGGUCCUGGGAGGCAUCACCCAAUUCUUCCACGGGAGCCUAUUCCGCAACAUCAUCGUUGGUGUCUACGUGAUCAUAUUUGGUUUAGGUUCGACCUCCCUAAACCCGAAUGCCGUCGCCGGCCUUGAACUCUUACCUCAAGUACCUCCCUACGUCCCCAAAUACGCCAGCUUUCUGUUCUCCUUCCUCGGUCGUGGCGUUUUCUAUAUCUUUGUCGGAUGCUUGAUCCUCGAAGACAACGCCCUACGUAUCGUUGCUGGAUCCAUUGUCGGCCUCAUUGGAGUGGGCUACGUCGCACUCGAGUUUAUGCCUUCCAUCGAACCUCCGUCAAACAUGAGAGACACGGACGCUGGAUGGGGCGCAGAGCAAGUGUAA